Messenger RNA from Danio aesculapii, 6369 nucleotides. It is a transcript of the gene zdhhc8b, whose product is annotated as zinc finger DHHC-type palmitoyltransferase 8b. The coding region runs from base 193 to 2445 and encodes 750 amino acids. Gene Ontology annotation, molecular function: palmitoyltransferase activity. Gene Ontology annotation, biological process: protein palmitoylation. The record is from RefSeq and is a predicted model, not a curated record. NCBI's taxonomy places the organism in Eukaryota, Metazoa, Chordata, Actinopteri, Cypriniformes, Danionidae. The transcript has 11 exons.
GCUGAAUUGAGCUGGGUGGGAUUUUCAGCCUCGUAUUCCCGAUCGCGUAUCCAAGGAUCACGAUUUAACGGUGUAUGCGACAGAGCGAAUAAACGUUUAGCCGGCUCGCGCUGAACCGUGCAGGAUUUGCGUUCGUGUUUGCGUGCAUCUAACGAUAGCGAUCCAAUAAACGAGGAAUGUGGGAUUUACAGAAUGCCCAACAGCGUUGGAAAAAGAUUUAAACCCACCAAAUACAUCCCGGUGUCCACUGCCGCCACUCUCCUGGUGGGAUCCACUACUUUAUUCUUCGUUUUCACGUGUCCGUGGUUGACCAAGGCCGUCUCUCCUGUUGUGCCUCUCUACAAUGGCAUCGUCUUCCUCUUUGUGUUGGCAAACUUCAGCAUGGCCACCUUCAUGGAUCCUGGAGUCUUUCCUAGAGCGGAUGAGGACGAAGACAAAGAUGACGAUUUCCGAGCUCCACUCUAUAAAAACGUGGAGAUAAAGGGAAUUCAGGUGCGGAUGAAGUGGUGUGCCACGUGCCACUUCUACAGGCCUCCGCGCUGCUCACACUGCAGCGUCUGUGACAACUGUGUGGAGGAGUUUGAUCAUCACUGCCCGUGGGUGAACAACUGCAUUGGCCGCAGGAAUUAUCGCUAUUUCUUCUUGUUCCUGCUGUCUUUGAGUGUUCACAUGGUGGGUGUGUUUUCCUUCGGCCUGCUGUUCGUGUUACACCACCUAGAGACGCUGAGUGCACUUCACACCACUGUCACACUUGUGGUAAUGUGUGUGACUGGCUUGUUCUUCAUCCCCGUUAUGGGCCUCACUGGAUUUCACAUGGUUCUCGUUGCCAGAGGACGGACCACGAACGAACAGGUGACGGGGAAGUUCAGAGGAGGAGUGAAUCCAUUCACUCGAGGAUGCAGUGGAAAUGUGAAACACGUCUUAUGCAGUCCGCUUGCUCCAAGGUAUAUCGCUGAUCCCAGGAAGAAGAUCCCUGUCACUGUGACACCGCCGUUCCUCCGACCAGACCUCUCUAACAGACACAUCAGUGUAAAAGUCAGCGAUAAUGGUAUCCAUAGUAACAUCCUACGAAGCAAAUCUAAGACCAGUCUGAAUGGCAUGGAUGAUAAAAGCAUAGAUGCACAGCCACCUCUGCCACCCAAAGCCGAUCGCUACAACCAGAUCAAGAGUCAGCUGACCUCCAGCGAAGAGAGCUCUCUGUCCAGCAAACCCACCAAUCCUUCAACUCCAGCCAUGUUCAAAUACAGACCUUCCUUCGGGACCAUGCCUAAAGUGCACUAUCAUGCAACUGGAGAGAAGAUUGUAAUGUCCGAGAACGGUAACCCCUCUGCAGUUCUGGAAGAGAGAUCCCACGACUACCGUUCGGAGCCCAAUCUAGAUCUGCCUGACUACCGCAGCGCUCCUCUCCACCGAACAUACCAGUCGUCCCCUUUCCAGCUGGAUUCCUUCAGCACCACAUCCCGCUCCUUUAGCCUCAAACAGGGAGUAAAUCGAGCCGACUGCACACCACUAGGUGGCAUCAAACCCGAAACCAUCACAUCCACUCCUCACAGAGGCGUCUUCUCUCCUGGGAUGUUAUCCGGCCGCAACAGCAGCCUCUCCUACGAUAGCUUACUAACCCCCAGCAUAGGGCCAUCUAUAGGCGAAUGCGCUGCUCAUCCGGGCGUCCCAUCAAUGGGGUUUCACUCACCAUAUUUACCCACUAAAAUGUGCCAUGUUCGUGGACCCGAACUUCAACGCCAUGCUGGUCCUCCAUCCUACAGUCCUGUUCACAUUGGCGCAAUGUAUGGACGCCAGUCCCCUCUUUCCAGAGAACGAGAACGCGACCCAUCACCGGUCCGCUAUGACAACCUCUCCAAAACCAUCAUGGCCUCCAUCCAAGAGAGGAAGGAGUUUGAGGAGAGGGAGAAACUCAUGCAUCGCCACGUUCAAGGCUAUGCUAAUGAUUCAGGAGUGUUUGACACCGCGUAUGGACUCCAGCAUGGGUAUCCCGACGGUCCUAGAGGUCCUGUGUCCCGAGAGCCCACUCCCCCUGUGUGUGCUUCCAGGGAUAAUUUGAUGGGAUACCCUCCUCGGACCCCUGUUUUGCGCUCCUCUGCGUCAUCGCUCGUCCGGGCGCCGAGGACUUCAACUACGUCCCUUCACACAGAUGGCGGUGGCGUGAACAGGACAGCCGAACUACAGUAUCGCUCCCCGGUGCACCAGUCGCAUCAGUCGCCGACAUCUGUGCCGCGCUCACCGUCAUACGCGCACCAGAAAGUCGCCUUCAUUAGUGCUUUGGAGAGGGCAGAUUCACCACAUCUGGGUACAAGAGAGGACGUUGGUCAAGGUAAAGUCAACGGGCAACUAAAGGGUCAGUAUGGGACUCCUUCUGGAACGCCCAGCAGACACAGUGUUAAAAAGGUGACCGGAGUGGGCGGAACCACAUACGAGAUCUCCGUUUGACUGACAGCUCGAGGAGCCAAUGCCUGUGAGGAACAGCACUGCCAUCGCAAAACCAACUCGUGCUCAAAAAAAAGUUUCUCUUUCUUUUCACAGUUUUAUGAAAGAAUUCUCGAAUUGAGCGAUCGGGAACCACACAGUAUCUGACAGGAGAAGGUUUUUGAGUCGGCCAUUAGGAAAUGGGAAGCAGUUUUCAGUGUGACGGUGUUAAAAUAUACAGGAGCAUCGUUUGAUUUAGUGUCAGGCUUCAGAGGAAAUAAAUCGCACACAACGGGAAACAAAUGGGAAUUUAUUAUUAUUAUUAUUAUGUAUUUACCAUUAAGGGCUGAGUAUGUACAGUGUCGGUUCAGUUGUUUGUAUAUAAAAGGUCACUUAUUGAACGCAAAUGCGCUCUGUAUGCUGAUCUAUCACACACUUGAAUGUGAGUGAAUAUAUGUACUCCGUUACUACUAUAGUUUUGUCAUUGUACUGAUCUAAUAAUCAGGGUUUCAUCUCAAAUGCAUUGCUCUGUUAAGCUAUCAGGUUUCAAACCACAACAACACUUGUGUACUUAAAAAAGAAAAGAAAAAGAAAUUAAGCCUACGCAGAAGUUUUAUUUUUCAAAUAUGGUGGUCAUUUACACUUUUUCUAAUGUAAAACUAUAUAAGCUGCCAUAGAAAUUAACGUACAUGUGUAUAUGUAAUAUUUAAAAAUGAAAAGAAAAGGGGUAUAAAGUUGGAUACUGGCUCUUAUAACCAACUUUCUUUCAAACAUUUGUUUUUCUUCAUACAAAUAUUCUGAUGAAUAAGAUAUGAAUAUGUCAUAGAUAUUUACAUUAGAUGUCGCCUGCGCUGUUGGUGUCUAUUGGAAGGAAUGCGUCAAUAGAGCCGCCAUUUUAGUACAGGGUAGCGCUCGUUUGAAAUGAAUGUGGGACCAAGGUGUAGUGGAGGACUGGCCAUCUAGAGCUAGAGAUAUAUAUACAUAUAUCUAUGAUCGGGAGUUUCCCCAUGUGGUCAGUAUGCAAAUUUUUUUUCAAUUACGAAAAUUAUUUUCAAAAAUGAUAAUUUUUACAUAACUUUUCUACAUCUAUGGGUGGCAUUGCCGACAAAGAGUGUGUUUGUGUGCAUGGAAAUGUAUUAUCCUGCCUCCCUGUGGUAAAUUGCAUCUAAUCCAUGUCCUGAAACACCCUCUCUCUCCUGCUUUCACUUCUCAUUCUAAUGGAGGGAGCGAUUCAUUUGUGAAUGAAUCUCCGUUGUGAACAACUUAGCGACAAUAAUACAAGUUUCUAGCACCGCAGCAUCUUGUUGUCAAACUAGCAUAGUAUUUAGUGUGAGUUGGUGCUACUUUGCCUUAUGGUUAGUGCGGUAAGUGACUGUAUUAUCAUCAAUAACAUGAUUUGUUCAGCACAAAAGUUCGUAACAUAAAAACGUAAAAAAACUAAAUUUUACCUAUGAAAUGUUCUGCCUUUGUUUUUGUUUUUUUUUGCUCAUUAUUACAGCGCUAAAGUCCAGCAUCUUCACAUUGCUUUAGUCUUAACUAGUGUGGUUUAAAGACAUUUGCCCUGGGAGCACUGUACAAAUGUGGCUGUGCUAUUGAUGCAUGCUCAAGGUCCGUAUUUGAUAUCUAGUGUAUAUAUCUAUGUGAAUGUGUAAACAGAAACACCACUGUGUAUUAGCAGUACUGGACACGUUAAAGCCAUAUUCUACAAUGUUUUACAAUAAUGCUCAUUUUAUUUUUUAAAGUCAUAUUGGUGUUUUUUUUAUACCAGUAUUGCUAUUUAAUAGGUUGAAAAAGAAAAACAUGUUUAUUUUUGGCUUCAUCACAAACAUUUUUCUUUCUUUUUUAUAUCUUGUGUUUCUUUUUUUACUCCCAACUUUCAGUAAUUUAGUAUAUUUCCCUUUUUAUACAUAUUCAAAUGCGUGAGUGUAUUUCUGAGUGGAUUUCUUUUAUAUAAUUUAUUUCUUCAAAUUAGUGUCACCAUUUUGGUUAGUUGGAAGUACUUGGUGAUUAGUCUUUUCAAUGAAUGAACAAGAAUUAAAAGCUAUAAGACGUUUUAGGAAAUUUUGUUUAUGAAAGUUACACACAUCUGAAUGCUGGAUCCAUUUAAGAGAGAUAAGGCCUGAAAAUCUGUCAUAAUUAUAUAUGGCAUAUGGUCUGUACUGCCGUUCAAAGCUUUAGGACAAGAUAUUUCCUUUUUCUGUCUUUUAAAUUUUUUUUAAAUAAAUGAUAAAAUAUGUAGUGUGACACGGCUGGGUCGAGUCCCGGCUGGGCCAGUUGGCGUUUCUGUCCGGAGUUUGCAUGUUCUUCCCGUGUUCGCAUGGGUUUCCUCCGGGUGCUCUGGUUUCCCCCACAAAACAAAGCGGUAUAUUAAGUGAAUAACCUAAAUUGGCCAUAGUGUAUGUGUGUGAAUGAGUGUGUAUGGGGGUGUUUCCAAGUACUGGGUUGCAGCUGGAAGGGCAAAAUCAAAAUUUCUUAUUGUGUCCAUUAAUUCAAUUCUGGAACACCCAACAUGCCUUUGUGAUAAAUGUUGGUUAAGGAAGUUUAAUCUGGAAAAGCUUCCACCUCACCAACACUUUUCACUUUCAAAAUGAUAGUCUUUUUAUUCUAUUAAGAAAGUGCAAAAUACAAAUAAAAUCUUCUACCAAACACAGACAUGUGGGUUGUAUACAUACAGUUAUUAAUCAAAUAAAUGCUUAUAUUUUGACUUAGAAAACAUAUAUAGAAGGUUGUUUUGAGUGAGAUUAAGAAUAUAAAAUUAAGUUUUCCACAAAUAUGAUCAAGUUAUUUUGCAUAAUAAACCUAUACUUCUCAUGUUUACCUUUUUUUCAAUGAACGAUAAACACAGUGCUCAGCAUAUAAAAGUACACCCCACACAAAUCUCUCUUUUAAAUUAAUAUUUUUAAUGGGAAACUAUAUUAUAUUUGUGCAUAUCCAUUAGAUUAGUCAGUACUGAAGCCAGAUCUGGAUCUUAUCUAACAAAAUAACAUACGAUAACAGUCCAAAAACUGGUAAACCCAAAUGUAUAUAUUAUACAAAAAUAUUAAAUACAAAUUUAAAAAGAGGCAAAAUCAAGAGAAGCAAAAAAAGUGUAAAAAUUUAGUUUUUGUAGGUUGUGAUUUUUUUUUCAAUAUUUUGCUUGGAUUUAAUUGUAUUAUCUUUAAAUUUCUAAAGAUGUUUGGUGACUAAAAUAUUUUUUUAAUAAAUAUAUCUGUUUAAGAAAUCUGUUUUGUUUAAAUGUACCAAAAUACAUUGCCCACUGAGAAAUGGAUAAUAAUGUUCAUUUUCAAAAUGGGGUGUACUCAAUGAUGCUGACCACUGUACCUUGAAAAUUGUCACUGGAAGUAUACAUGCUGAGAAAACAAAUAAAGAGAAAGGAAUUUAUAAAAACUGAGAAAUCGGUUGUAAUUGUAAUUUUUUCUCAGAAACAAAAUGGCGGCAAAAUAUCACACAGUGGCCUGUUUCAUGAUUAAAUAGCGUUUUUAAUAAUCAUUUUUGUAGUUAUGUGUUGAUGUUAUCGACAUUUUGACUGAAAGUGCACCGCUCCUGGAGUUUUCUGCUGCUCAGAUGACUUUCCAAGGAAUUCAUAAAGUGAUUUCCUCACAGGUCUGCCUUAGGGGUCUCUAUAUACAGUACAACUAACAUCAAACUGGUGCAUGUGAAGAGAGUCUUUAUCGUACUUUCUUCAGUCAAACAUUUCCUUGAAGUUGUAAAUAAUUCAUGUAAUUACAAUAAUUACAGAUUGCGGGUCUCCAUUUCUGUGAAUGUCUCACUGUGUUCGGUCAUCGCUCUCCUUCACUGCUGCUGUCUGGCACAGCGCCAUCUUCUGUUCAGAAGAAACUCAUGAAGUAUUUCGUUCUAAUGAAAUGAAGACAUUCGUUUCAUAUAAAGGUACAUCUAUUAUUUUUGUUCAUCGAGGGGGGAAAUGAAUAAAUAUAACUUGAACAUUCA